Messenger RNA from Neomonachus schauinslandi (Hawaiian monk seal), 3871 nucleotides. RefSeq names its product EMAP like 1 (gene EML1). Gene Ontology annotation, biological process: microtubule cytoskeleton organization. Gene Ontology annotation, molecular function: microtubule binding. The coding region runs from base 1 to 2409 and encodes 802 amino acids. The transcript has 22 exons. NCBI's taxonomy places the organism in Eukaryota, Metazoa, Chordata, Mammalia, Carnivora, Phocidae. The record is from RefSeq and is a predicted model, not a curated record. Gene Ontology annotation, cellular component: mitotic spindle.
AUGGAGGUGACAGACCGCAUUGCCUCCCUGGAGCAGCGUGUCCAGAUGCAAGAGGAUGACAUCCAGCUGCUCAAAUCGGCGCUGGCGGACGUGGUUCGGCGGCUGAACAUCACGGAGGAGCAGCAGGCUGUGCUGAACAGGAAAGGACCUACCAAAGCAAGACCACUGGUGCAGACCCUGCCUUUAAGGACCACUGUUAACAACGGCACUGUGUUACCAAAGAAACCUAGUGGCUCUCUACCAUCCCCCUCGGGAGCCAGGAAAGAAACAGCUGUGCCCGCCACAACCAAAAGGUAUAGGACCAGCUCCUCCGAGCGAGUAUCUCCUGGUGGCCGAAGGGAAAGCUAUGGGGAUUCCAAAGGAAACCGAAACCGCACGGGAUCCACAAGUAGUUCUUCCAGUGGCAAGAAGAACAGUGAGAGCAAACCCAAGGAGCCCGUCUUCAGUGCAGCGCUUCUGUCCCUGUCUCCGAAAUCACAAGGGAAACGCCGGGUGACACACUGCAAAGAAGAAGGAUACGUAAAAAUGUUUCUUCGUGGACGCCCUGUUACCAUGUACAUGCCCAAAGAUCAAGUGGACUCUUAUAAUUUGGAAGCAAAAGUAGAACUACCAACCAAGAGACUGAAGCUGGAGUGGGUCUAUGGGUACCGGGGCCGCGACUGUCGGAACAACCUGUACUUGCUUCCGACGGGGGAGACGGUGUACUUCAUCGCCUCGGUGGUGGUGCUGUACAACGUGGAGGAGCAGUUCCAGAGACAUUACACCGGCCACAAUGACGACGUGAAGUGCCUAGCAGUUCACCCUGACAGGAUCACAAUAGCAACGGGACAAGUCGCAGGCACAUCUAAGGAUGGAAAACAGUUGCCCCCACACGUGCGCAUCUGGGACUCCGUGACGCUGAAUACACUGCACGUCAUCGGGGUCGGGUUUUUUGACCGAGCCGUCACCUGUAUUGCCUUCUCAAAAUCUAAUGGAGGAAGCAAUCUGUGUGCCGUGGACGACUCCAACGACCAUGUGCUGUCUGUGUGGGACUGGCAGAAGGAGGAGCGGCUGGCCGACGUGAAGUGUUCUAACGAAGCCGUGUUUGCUGCGGAUUUCCACCCCACGGACACUAACAUAAUAGUUACCUGUGGAAAAUCACAUCUCUACUUUUGGACAUUAGAAGGAAUCUCCCUUAUUAAGAAGCAAGGAUUAUUCGAGAAGCAAGAAAAGCCAAAGUUUGUCCUCUGCGUGACUUUUUCUGAAAACGGUGACACCAUUACUGGAGAUUCAAGCGGCAACAUCUUGGUGUGGGGAAAAGGUACGAAUCGGAUAAGCUACGCUGUUCAAGGGGCCCACGAGGGUGGCAUUUUUGCACUUUGUAUGUUAAGGGAUGGCACGCUGGUGUCAGGAGGAGGGAAGGACCGCAAGCUCAUUUCUUGGAAUGGAAACUAUCAGAAACUUCAUAAAACUGAGAUUCCAGAACAGUUUGGCCCAAUCCGGACAGUGGCCGAGGGGAAGGGUGACAUGAUCUUGAUAGGCACAACUAGAAACUUUGUUCUGCAGGGCACUCUGUCAGGGGACUUCACACCCAUCACUCAGGGUCACACUGAUGAGCUCUGGGGACUGGCCAUCCACGCCUCAAAACCUCAGUUCUUGACUUGUGGGCAUGACAGGCACGCCACUCUCUGGGACGCUGUUGGUCACCGGCCCAUCUGGGACAAAAUAAUAGAGGAUCCAGCUCAGUCUUCUGGUUUUCAUCCUUCAGGGUCUGUGGUUGCAGUUGGAACACUGACUGGGAGGUGGUUUGUGUUUGACACGGAAACAAAAGACUUGGUCACUGUUCACACGGAUGGAAACGAACAGCUGUCCGUCAUGCGUUACUCACCGGACGGGACCUUCUUAGCCAUCGGCUCCCAUGACAACUGCAUCUACAUCUACGGAGUCAGUGACAACGGGAGGAAGUACACGCGUGUCGGCAAGUGCUCGGGUCAUUCCAGCUUCAUUACUCACCUGGACUGGUCUGUGAACUCCCAAUUCCUCGUGUCAAAUUCUGGAGACUAUGAAAUCCUUUACUGGGUUCCCUCUGCUUGUAAGCAAGUCGUAAGUGUGGAAACUACGAGAGACAUUGAAUGGGCUACGUACACCUGCACUUUGGGGUUCCAUGUCUUUGGAGUGUGGCCGGAAGGCUCGGACGGAACCGACAUCAAUGCCGUGUGUCGGGCCCAUGAGAGAAAGCUGCUGUCCACCGGCGACGACUUCGGCAAAGUGCACCUGUUCUCUUACCCUUGCUCACAGUUCAGGGCUCCGAGCCACGUGUACAGUGGGCACAGCAGCCACGUCACCAACGUCGAUUUCCUCUGUGGCGAUAGCCACCUCAUCUCCACGGGCGGCAAGGACACGAGCAUCAUGCAGUGGCGGGUCAUUUAGUCCCAGCAGGAAGCGGGGAGCAGAACAGGGGCAGGCACAGACUCGUGCGAGGCCCCACCACUGUGAUUUCUGUUCCGUUUGAGAAGUUCUGACAAACCUCAGGAAAACCACUCCCUCUACCAGUUACCUUAGCUUAGCGAAUCAGUGAGCGUCACACCGGAGCAGUGGUUCACGGUUCUCCUUUGUUGUACAGUAUAUAAAACAGUGCACAUUUAAUAUUAAAAAAAAUAUGCCAGGGUUUACAUUAUGGUGACAUCAACAGAAGUGACUGGUAUAUCCUUCGUAACUUUUCUACGAACCCUUCAAAAAUGGUCACAGAAUGCCUUUUAAAAUAUUGUACAUAGGCUUUACUAUUUCCCCAUCUAGCUCGCUAAGUCAAAUAUUUAUGAUGAUAAUGAGGUACUGAAUUGUGAUCGCUAUUGAUGAAUUGGUCCUGAAAGGAUAAAUCGAUGGAGAAGAGCGUGGAGGACUGAUUUGCACAGGUGAAUCAGGAAAUGCAAAUGUGACUUUAUUUGGUUUCAUUCUCUAAGGGUUCGUUCAGUCCUCCUGGAGGGAGGCUGACGGGAAAGGGGUUGUAUUCUUCUUGUGUUAAGCAGAUUGUACUCCAGAUUAAUUUAAAUAUUUCAGCAGGGUAUGCAGGCACCGUAGAGUUUCAGUGACGCUGUCUGCCUAACCCAACGCAGGCAGCCGCUUCACUCCCUUCUGUCCCGCGCUCACGUGCCCAGAAGAGUGGUGGAGACAUCUAGCCACCUUCUUCUGUAUAGGAGUUGGCAUGAUCUGGUAUUGUACUUGUAUAGGAUUGUAGAAAUUGAUCAUAAAGAUGUAAGGCUAGGCUUUACUAUUUUAUGCUUAUGGACAUUGUAUAUUUGUAUUUUAAGACCAAGUAGACCAAGUCGAAACGGUAUCUCUUAAGUGUACAAUAAACCUGCGGCGGGGAGAAGUCUGGGAGGCUCCACUGGGUACUAAGGGCAGCUUCUUUUCCUGUCUUUCGUGCAUGGAUGGCUCCCUACACUACAAAAUAAGAUCGCAUUCUGAUGAGUAAAACAGAGGUGGCAUACAUUUGUCAAGAAGGCCUUACCCAUUUUGAUUGUGUGACAGAUUGAAAUUUAUUGUUUACAUUAGGGAAUGUAUCUCAGAUUUUAAAAUAGAAGAGUAAUAAACAGACUUAAAAACAAACACUAAGAUUUCUACUUGUUCUAGGCAAGUAAAUGAAUGGAAUUAUCUGAACUCCAUGGCGCGGGUUGUUUAGAGUGGCUGAUUAAGCACAACGUUUGGAAGCAUGUUUAUUACAUCGCCAGCCUGCUGAGCAAAUGUGGGACACCAGUAGACACGUGUAUUAAAGAUGAAUCUGUUUGUAUGUAUCCUUAUCAAAUAUAUUCUAUAAUGAAAUUAAAUCUGAAAAGGAUUUCUUAUUGACCUAUAAUCAUGAAAAUAUAUAAAUUAAAAUAUUUAAAAUUAGAUA